This is a messenger RNA of Penaeus monodon (black tiger shrimp), 3972 nucleotides long. RefSeq names its product ran-binding protein 3-like. The transcript is spliced from 11 exons. Gene Ontology annotation, biological process: protein export from nucleus. The record is from RefSeq and is a predicted model, not a curated record. Gene Ontology annotation, cellular component: nuclear pore; cytoplasm. NCBI's taxonomy places the organism in Eukaryota, Metazoa, Arthropoda, Malacostraca, Decapoda, Penaeidae. Gene Ontology annotation, molecular function: GTPase activator activity. The coding region runs from base 217 to 3048 and encodes 943 amino acids.
GAGCGCAACGCCAGUCUACUCUGUCACCUCGAGCGCCGCGCACGGGUUACGCUCUCUCGCAGAAACAAGUCGCCCUCGAAGGCCUUUGAAGUGUUUUGUGUUGUGAUUUCGAGUGUUAGUGCGGCCGUGGUGUAUGCGCCCUUCCCCCGGCUAACGGAACGAUUGCUGUGAAGGUGCCGGGAACAAUUAUGGUCUAGAGGCACGCUCCGUCUGGUGAUGGUUGUCGGGAACUCUGUGAUGUCGUCGCCGCGCCUGAUGGCAGCGAGAACCCCGCCGCGCCGCGGGUUUGUUCCCCCGGAUCCUGGAGGAGGAGGAGGAGACGAGACGGACACGGCGCCCGCCGAAGAGAUGGUUGAGGGCGGAGGCGCUGCCACGGUGGUGGACGGCGGCCUGACACUUGGCCUGCCACCCGGCCUGGCGCGCUUGGUGGCCGUGGCUCGACACGGCAAUUUGGGGACCCUGCCCCUAUCCCAGAGGCACCUGGUGGCACGCGUCCUGCUGCGGCAGAGCGGUCCUGGGAGCAGGCUGCGCCCCGAGAACAUCCUCAUCCAGCAGCGGCGAGCCCUCCUACGGCGCCAGCAGCGGUGCAUCCUCUUGGCCCAGCGUCUGCAGCAGCAGAAUGCCGAGGCGAGGAAGGCCGAGGAGAAGCCUGUGUUCAAGGAGCCGCGCGCGCCGCCGCGGCUCAGGAGCAGAGUGCCCAAGGAGAACGCGACCACGACGUUCCUCGAGGGCAAGCGCAAGCGGGAGGAGGCGGCCGACGAGUGGAUCCCCGUGUCGCCGCACCGCUGCGAGGGCGCCGGGAAGCUCGAGGAGUGCGGCGGCCUCUCGCGGGAGGGCGACCAGUGGCGCCCCGUCAAGGUGGGGCGUCUGUGCCUGGUGUCGUCCCCGCCGUCGUCCCCGGGUGCAGAGACGACUCGCAGCGCCCCCCCUACUGCCCCCGAACCCCCUCAGGAUAUGGUCACCUCCAGCGCGCCCUCCCCCGCGUCUCCUACCUCUGUGCCCUCCGUCAGCCCGCCAGCCGCUGGGGAAGCUCCGUCGGCAAGCAUUUGUGACCGCGCUGCGCUCAGCUGUGAGAGUGGCGACGCUCGGGCGUGUGCCAGCAAGCACGGUCCCGGCACAAAGUGUAUGAUGUGCGGCGCCACCGACAGAAGCACGAAGGGGGAAGCGCGGCCGCUGUGCCAGCACCAUUUCCAGCUCCGCUACAAGGAGGUCGUCAGGAGGGCCCGGAGGAGGAGGCGAGUGCAGCGCGGGCCCGCUUCGCACCCCGGACCCGCGAUUUCCGCUCCUGCCGCCGCCUGCUCCCACGCGAAUCUCGGCUUUGGCGCCUCCUGCUGCCCGGCAGGACACAAAUUCUCUUGGCUGAAUCAGCUCACCCGAAUUUUCUUACAGGAGUCGCCCGAGGAUGCGCAAAGCAAGGAAGCGGAGGCCGCCGAAGGGGAGGCCACCGCCGCAGCCAGACCGUCUGGGCGUCACGGUGAUGGAAGCUCAGCCUGCAGUAGUAGCAGCAGCAGCAUUGAUAACAACAGUAGUAGUAACAAUAGCAAGGUGGCCACACUAUCCACACCUCAGAGUUCUUCUGUUGUAACCACUCUGGCGGGCUCCGGAAUGGGUAAUCCCUUCGCCAUAGCGGCUUCUCAGACAACCUGGGGCUCAGAGUCCUCGGACCAGAAGCCCAUCCUCGCCCCUCCCAGAUUAGCACCACCGUCAGAGUCAGGAACAACAAAAGUUAGCUCCAGUGGACUGUCAGUCAUACGACCCUCCACUCUGGGCUCGGGGCGACCUGGAGGCACAAGCCGUUCGGGUGCCAGCUUCUUCGCACCACCAGCCUUAACAGUCACAAGUUCGUCACCUCCGCAGGCUGCCAAGUCAGCAUUUAAAUUGAAACCGUCAGUCCUGUCAGGAUCUGCCAAUCCAUUUGCCAAAUCUGGGGCUGAUUCUGAUGAUAAGGCCGAUUCUGCCGCUGGGCUAGAAGAAGGAAGCAGCGAAGAGCCCACCCCCUCUCUGAGUGGCAGUCAGGAUGUCUCCUCCUCAACCUCUGGGGCCUCAAGAAGCCCGCAAGUCGAACAGUCUAGGGCGAGAGAUACGCCCAUGGAGGAAAAGUCAAGCCCAUCAGCCUCUUUGUCUCACACUUGCACUAAUAAUUCUGAUAGCAGCAGUGGCACGAGCAAUACAAACAGCAGUAGCAACACCAGUAAUUCAAGAUCCCUGUUCGUUCCUCUCGCUAGGAAUGGAGAAGGCAGUGAUAGUUCCCUCAGUCCAAGCAUAUCAAGGAAUAGCUUCAUCUUUGGGCAGAAUCUGCAGUCUAAAGUGGUGGCAGGAGACAGUUCAGUCACAUCCUCCUCAGACUCGGCUGCCACCACCAAUGGGGAGAACCAGACAGGAAACCUCUUUUCAGAUGCCGCUUCUGAAAUAUCACGUGUACCCGAAUCAGCUGCAACAAAUGGGAGGAUGACUACUGGGAAUCUUUUUUCUGAUGCAGCCUCUGAAAUAUCGCUGCCUGCCUUUCAGCCAAGAGAAGAUAGUUUGUGGAACAGCAGGCAGUCGCUGGCAGAAUCAUCUAGGGAAUUGACGGAAAAGGAGAAUAGUCAGAAACGCAAGUUUGACCAGGUUGAGGUCAUCACUGGGGAGGAAAGCGAGUCAAAUGUAUUGCAGAUGAACUGCAAGCUUUAUGCAUGGGUUAGUGGAUCUUGGCAAGAGCGAGGUCGUGGCAUUCUUCGGUUAAAUGACUGGGAUGCUGGACAAGAAAUACAUUCCCGUUUAGUCAUUCGAACACAAGGAACACUUACAGUCAUGUUAAACACUAAGGUUUGGUCAGAUAUGUCUGUAGAAAGAGCGAGCAGCAAAAGUGUCAGGUUCACGGCACUAGAUGCAGAUGGUCAACCAAAAAUAUUCCUUGCAAUGGGAAGUCCCAAGGAUGUGGACCUGCUAUACACUUCCCUGGAGUGGCGUGUUGCAGCUUCACGCUCUCAGACCAAUGAGGAAGCACAGGCGGACAGUGUGAAAAAGCCUAAAAAGGAAGAAGGGGGAGCUGAAUCUUUGACUUCUUAAACAUAUAUAUAGCUAUACAUUUUGUCAGUGACCAAAAACUUGUGACAAAUAUUGAAUAAAUGAAAGUGUGAUUUCUUGAAAUACUUUCAAAAUGCAAUCUAGUAGUGAACAAGAAUUAUGCUGUUGAAAGCAAGUACUAUCUUGUCUGAGAACUAAGCAAGCAAAGGGAUAGAUGUUCUUAACAAAAAGGAAAGAAAAUGCAGUUGAACAUUACAUUCAUCUAUCCAGAAGAAAUUACUGGAUAUUUGGAGAGGCGAGAUGAAAAGGCAAGAACCAACUUAAGGGCAGAAAAUGUCACUGCUUUUUUUUUUUUUUUUUUUUUCUUAUUAAGUGUUAAUGAAUUUGAUCAUACUUAUGUGGUAUUUAAAUCUUCAUUCAAACUCAUUAGUGUAUGCAGGAUAAUGUACAUGAAUUUUUUUUCCAACAAAAUACUAUAAUGGAUGCCAGUCCAAGGUUUGAUUUUGCAGAUCACACAACUUUGCUAAACAGAGAAGGCAUUUAGUGGAUAUGAAGUAACGCAUAUCGUUUUUUUUAUCACUUCAUUUUAUAUAUACAGUAUAUCAGUUCCAGGGCAGAUUUAUUUUUCCUUUUUUCUUUUUUCUUUUUUUUUUUCUAUCUUUCUUUCUUUCUCUUCCAUCAGCAGCAGCUAUGAGUUGUCUUGGUAUCAGAAACUGUAAUGAGGAAAUUGCAUAUGAAGGAAAAUAUUUAAAUAAACACUUGAGUGUCAUAGACUGUUGCUAGUGUGAUGGAAAAUUGGCAGUCACUAGACGGAAGGGAUAGAAAGACAAAAUGGUUGAAGCCGAGGGUGCCACGGUGAUGUGGAAUGACAUGUAGUGGAAGGACUACACAUAAAUAAUGGACUUGUGUUCUUGGUCAUAUUGACCACAAAUUUCAAAAAUGGAAAAUAAAUCCAAAAUUUUGUAA